AAUAAAUUAAUAAUCUAAAUUUUAAUUAAAAAUGCUUCUAUCCACAAAGCUAAAUCUUGUUUCAUACGUCAUAACAAAAAAGAAGAAGAUAAUAUUAGGUUUCAUUAUAACGUCAUUUUUCAUUGUGACGUAUAAAACAACUAAAGGGAAUCAAGAUCAUAUUUAUUCGCUCAUAAACAGUUUCAAAUCAAAAGAAGAUUUUAUUUUUGAUUUCUUCAAUCGAACUGAAAACGAUGACACGAACGUUUUCUCACUGGACAAUUUUACUUCAUACUUCGAUGAUAUAUCCAACGAAUUGGAAGAGUAUAACUUGCCGCUUUGUCCAGAAAAACCUCCCGGACUAAAAGGCGAUCUCAAAAGGCCGUUUUACUUGGAUUUUGUACCACCGACCUUAGAAAAAAUUUCUAUAGAUAAUCCGAGGUUGUCAAUCGGUGGAAGAUACACUCCAAAGCACUGUCGUCCACGAUACAAACUCGCUAUUAUCAUUCCUUUACGCGGACGCAUACGCCAGCUUCAAGUACUCUUAGCGCAUAUGCACCCAAUAUGGCAGGGACAGCAAUUGGAUUAUACUGUAUACGUUAUGUGGCAGAGCGGGGAACAUCUGUUCAACAAGGCUAAACUAAUGAAUGCUGGAUUUCUGGAGGCGAGUAAAGAUCGAAAAUACGAUUGCUAUGUUUUUCAUGAUGUCGAUAUGCUUCUGGAGAAUGAUGAAUGUCUGUACUGGUGCCCAAGUGAAGACAAUCCUCGCAGUUUGUCGGUUUACGUUGACAAAUUCUACCAUCGUUAUAAAUCCUACAAUAUGAAAUGUAAACCAAGUACUUUUCCGCGGAAUCAAAAGGUUCAAUUGUUUGGAGGUGUAGUCAUGGUUACAAAAUCACAAUUCAUGUCCGCUAACGGUUUCUCAAACAUUUACUGGGGUUGGGGCGGUGAAGAUGACGACUUGUACUUCCGCUUAUGGAAUCAGGAAUAUCACCUUCCUAAUCCUUAUGGGGAAAGUUGUUCAUAUCAUAUGCUUCAACACCGAACAGAAAAAUCAAAUGCAGAAAAUAAAGGGCAUUUUGCAUUGUUGACUCACGCCAUCUCGCGGAUGAAAUACGAGGGAUUAAACACCUUGAGAUACAAACGCGUGUCAACCAAACGGGAACCGCUUUUUACGAAU
Messenger RNA from Styela clava, 1159 nucleotides. Lineage: Eukaryota; Metazoa; Chordata; Ascidiacea; Stolidobranchia; Styelidae. The record is from RefSeq and is a predicted model, not a curated record.